AUGGAUCGUAGCCUGAUGGGCGGAAACCGUGUGAUAGGAGCAAGCAACGGAGACGCAACAUCUGCAAGUCUAGACAUGCCGGCAUCUCCCAGGAUAUCGAAUGUAUCUACCAACGAUGCAUCUACCAACGAUGCAAGCUUCUAUUCUCUCUCACCUCUAUAUACACCGACUCCGUUAGUCCCUUCUACGUCCCCAUCAGCUAGCCCUCGACAAAUACCUACCGUUCCUUCUCCAUCAGCGACAGUGCAGGAAGUACAAUGUUUCUUUAGAGACUGUUUCCUUGCAUUUCGUCCGUUAUUAGAUCAAGAAGAGGCGGAGAUGGAAGCAAAGAAAUUAAUGAUUGAUGGUGUUGGCCUUUACACAUUCUCUGCAGAGGUAUUUCGCGAUGAGUUCGGUCCUGCAGGACGAGCAAUCUAUGAUAUUGUUGAUAAUGGAUACUAUAGGCGAAAUCCUUUUGGCCUUUUCUCAGAUUUCUCCAAAAGGUCUUUGCUGCCGUGGCUGCAGGAAAUGGCAUCUAUCAAUUCUGGAAAGACCCCAAAGAAAAAAAGCUCGCAGUCACAUAUAUCUUUGCGGCCAUCACCACCUUCGUUUCCUUCGUAUACCAAUUCACCUCUACUGGAUGGGUUAUCGAAUCAAAAAUUUGGCCAGAAAAAUUCAAAGUGCGAAACCCAGCAGAAGCAGCAGCAGCAACUCCCCGGACACCAUGGUGAAACAGAAGCAUGGCAGCCUCAGAAUGGCGUCAGGAUUCGGCGUCAAUAUCGCCAAGACAUAGAUUGA
Molecule: messenger RNA, 777 nt
Organism: Letharia lupina
Lineage: Eukaryota; Fungi; Ascomycota; Lecanoromycetes; Lecanorales; Parmeliaceae
Exons: 4
Coding region: 1-777 (258 amino acids)
Source: RefSeq, a predicted model, not a curated record